Molecule: messenger RNA, 1969 nt
Organism: Drosophila pseudoobscura
Lineage: Eukaryota; Metazoa; Arthropoda; Insecta; Diptera; Drosophilidae
Gene: mab-21
Product: nucleotidyltransferase mab-21
Exons: 2
Coding region: 493-1590 (365 amino acids)
Source: RefSeq, a predicted model, not a curated record
GCAGCAAAGCAACGCAACGCAGCGACAGCGACGCCAGCUGCGAUCUCGACGGCUGUGGAAAUGUAUAAAACUUGUAUCUUGUAUCUCACAAAUUUUUCGGCCGCGGACAAGGAAACACAGAAAUAUGUCGAAUAUUUUUGUAAAUUCAGAAAAGUAGUUCCAAUAAAAACUAUCCAUCUAAAAAUUAAUACAAAUUGGAACAAAAGUUGAUUGAGAAUUUGUAGAAUCGCUCACUCGCUCGUCCGCGGCCCCACGACACGACUGUCUGUUCUUUUUUGUGUGUGACUGUGUGCCAGUGCCUAAAAAAUAUAGUGUAAAAAUAAAACCGCUAUUCCAGUGAUUAUCCCAGAUAAUGACCCAAUUGUUCAGAGAAUAACCACCCCAAGGAGAUACAUACAUUUAUAAGCAGAAAGAGGAGAGGAGAGGAGGACGGACCUGCUACGGCUAUAUUCUAUAGCCACGACCAAGACGUCUGGACCGGGGGCCGCCAUUAUGCUGGUGCCGUCGGACAUGAUCGCGGCACAAUCCAAAAUGGUCUACCAGAUGAACAAAUACUGCGCGGAUCGGGUGCAGGUGCGGAAGGCGCAGAUUCACAAACAGAUCCAGGAGGUGUGCCGCAUCGUCCAGGACGUCCUCAAGGAGGUGGAGGUGCAGGAGCCGCGCUUCAUAUCCUCCUUGAACGACUACAACGGUCGCUUCGAGGGCCUCGAGGUCAUCUCGCCCACGGAAUUCGAGAUCAUCAUCUACCUCAACCAGAUGGGGGUCCUCAACUUUGUGGACGACGGCACCCUGCCCGGCUGUGCCGUGCUGAAGCUAAGCGACGGCCGCAAGCGCUCCAUGUCGCUGUGGGUGGAGUUCAUCACGGCCUCCGGCUAUCUGUCGGCCAGAAAGAUCCGCUCCCGCUUCCAGACGCUGGUGGCGCAGGCCUGCGACAAGUGUGCCUACCGUGACAUUGUCAAAAUGAUCGCCGACACCACGGAGGUGAAGCUGAGGAUCAGGGAGCGCAUCAUUGUCCAGAUAACGCCCGCCUUCAAGUGCGCCGGCCUCUGGCCGCGCUCCGCCUCCCACUGGCCGCUGCCGGGCAUACCCUGGCCGCAUCCCAAUAUCGUUGCAGAGGUUAAGACUGAGGGCUUCGACAUGCUCUCCAAGGAGUGCAUCGCCCUCCAGGGCAAGAACUCUGCCAUGGAGGGCGACGCCUGGGUGCUGAGCUUCACCGACGCCGAGAAUCGUCUCCUGCAAGGGGCCAGUCGGCGUCGCUGCUUGAGCAUAUUGAAGACGCUACGAGACCGUCAUCUGGAUUUGCCCGGUAAUCCGGUGACAUCGUAUCAUCUGAAGACGCUGCUGCUGUACGAGUGCGAGAAGCAUCCACGGGAGAUGGAGUGGGAGGAGAACUGCAUCGCCGAUCGCAUCAAUGGCAUCUUCCUGCAGCUGAUCUCGUGCCUGCAGUGCCGUCGCUGUCCGCACUACUUCCUGCCCAAUAUGGAUCUGUUCAAGGGCAAGUCGCCCGGUGCCCUGGAGAACGCCGCCAAGCAGGUCUGGCGUCUUACGCGCAUCAUGCUGACCAAUGUCCGAUGCCUGGAGGAGCUGUAGGGGGGGUAAACGCACACACACACAGCUGUAGUAGCAUCAGCAUCAUCCGCAGUCCCACCAGAUCCUCCAACCUCCAGGCUCCGCUGGGAAUUCUUUUAUUUUUGUUUUUGUGGACUCAAAUAUUUUAGUUUUUUUGUUUAGUUUUGAGAGGAGCGUUGAACAAAGGAUCCCAAAGGAGCCAGGAGCUAGGGAUGCGGAGCAGUCCAGAGCAGUCGGAGGAAGGAAGGAAGGAAUGGAGAGCAUUGGAGCAGUGAAAUUGUAACCCAAAUACUAUUUGAUAUUUCGCUAGAUCGUAAAUAAGUUUAGGUGCUUUCGAAAAGUAUACGCCGCUUACAGAGUUUCCUACAAUUAGAGCCUAUGACUAGGGUUACCGCAUACA